AUGAGCCUGGGUGGGGAGCCGGGCGGGGGUGGGGGUCCCGGGGAAGUGGAGCUGGUCACUGCAGGAGUGGGAGAGGAGGGGUCCGGGCCGAGCCGAGAGCUGGAGCCGCUGACUGGCCCCGGGGAUGAGGAGGAGGGGGCGGUGUACCCGGAGAGCAGUGAGCAGCGCUGUACGGGGAAGCUGCUGAAACCUCCCUACUCCUACAUCGCCCUGAUCACCAUGGCUAUCCUGCAGAGCCCACACAAGAAGGUGACCCUGAGUGAGAUCUGUCAGUUCAUUAGCAGUCGCUUCCCUUAUUACCGAGAGAAAUUCCCAGCCUGGCAGAACUCCAUCCGCCACAACCUCUCCCUCAAUGACUGCUUCAUCAAGAUGUCCCGGGAGCCGGGGAACCCGGGAAAAGGCAGCUACUGGAGCCUGGACCCAGCCUCCGAGGGAAUGUUCGAGAACGGCAGCUUCCUGCGCCGCAGACGGCGCUUCAAGAGCUCCCUGGCCCUCUCUGACACGGCCUUCCUCUGUUAUCCUGCGCAGAGCCUCCGGCCGAUACUCCGGGGGGCAGCCGGCAGCUCAGAGGCCGAGCCCUCUCGCCUCCUGCAGAGCACCUCAUUCAGCAUCGAGAGCCUGAUCGGAGCUGGUUCCUCUCCCCCCGUGAGCCUCCCAGCCUGGGCUAGCCCUCCGUACUGUCACCCUUUGCAGUCCAGCCCCUGGCUGCUCUCCACCGUCCUGAACAUGUCCACAAGACGCGUGUACAACUCCAGGAACAACCGUCUGAUGGGAACCCCCUCCACCAGGCUCCCUCUCCGCUCCCCACCCUAA
Messenger RNA from Chiloscyllium plagiosum (whitespotted bambooshark), 813 nucleotides. The record is from RefSeq and is a predicted model, not a curated record. Lineage: Eukaryota; Metazoa; Chordata; Chondrichthyes; Orectolobiformes; Hemiscylliidae.